Molecule: messenger RNA, 1104 nt
Organism: Aspergillus niger
Lineage: Eukaryota; Fungi; Ascomycota; Eurotiomycetes; Eurotiales; Aspergillaceae
Exons: 3
Coding region: 1-1104 (367 amino acids)
Source: RefSeq, a predicted model, not a curated record
AUGCCGUCUGGAAGUCCUGACGAAAGCAAGCGAUGCUCUAUAGUUUCGGACGACCUUCGUCGAUUGCGUACGGGAAAGCGAGGGAGGCCACCAAUUGACCCUACGCAAAAAGGUCUAGGGGAGGCAUGUUUAGGGAUCUACUGCUCUUCCAUACUCAUCAAGUCUCGAAAAGGGGAAGAAGCUGCUCUUCGCAUGAACUACGUGCAGGUUCUUGAAAAUCGAAUCGAGCAGAUGAGCCGGUCUUUCUUUGAACUGUUAUCCCAUAUUACAAAGGUGGAAACUCCUCAGACGCAGCCGGAACUCUCACGCGAGAAGAUCCAGAGUAUUACUCGCGAUUUCAUAUCUGCUUCUCAGAUGAUCGAGCCUGUCAACGAGCCACGACUUGAUGAUGGACAUGUCUGCCAUAAUCACUCAAGGGCUGAGCCCAACGCUAACAUCACUUGGUCUACGAAUUGGCCAGUACCAGCCACUACACCCACCGAAACACCAAUGCCCAUUCUUGCGCCUCCGUUAGGGCUUCCCAUUACUCUCUUUGAAACAAAAUUCCCAGUACCGAGGAAUUUCGCGGAGCGGCUUUAUUUUACUUGCAUCAAGCGGGCUCAUGGCCUGCUAACUGACCCGCACGCGGAUGGAGCUGAAGUCGCCCGCGUUUUCCAGUAUUCAUUCCACUACUCGGACACUGAUACGAUGAUUUCGACUUUCGACAUCUUGCUACGGACUAGUGCCGAUUACCGAACUGCAUAUGUGUAUAGGUUGGGUGGUGCAGGGACCCAUUACCAAGAAAGGCAGGCAGGUCUUGACAUUGUCCAGAAUGUCUCGGUGGGACAAGAGAUGCCAUGUGACAGUGAUGAUACUACAUGGUUCGAUCCUCGGGAUAUCGAGGGUUGGCUCGAAGAGAAUGGUAUUAUUAUUGGAGGGGCACAGUCUUUUAUGUAUCUAUCGGACUUGCAUUCGUUCAAAUCGUGCAGGAAUAUGACAUUAUGUGCCAAGAGAGAGCCCUCCCUAGGCUCACCGGAGGAUAUUCGGCAAAGUGCAAAGGUCCUCAACGUGGACCGGUUUCUUCAGGGAAAGCUGACCGCAAAUUCUCAACAGAACUUCUUUUGA